CGCGCUAAAAUCGAAACCUCAUGAAAGCUGGUUUACGGAAUAUUUUUGCUUUUGUCUUCGGAUUUCAAUGGUAAUACCACUUCGUUAACGACAAUAAUAGAGAUCUUUGUCUUCGGUAAGACUGUUUUUGUGAUUUGCAACAGUUCAAGAGACUAAAAUGGUGAAGAAUUGUAAUUUUUGACCAUGCCCGUCAUGGCGGAAGUGGAUUUUUUUACAACCAUGAACGGCUCGCUGAAUACAAGCCUUCAAGAGGAUGAUCAAUAUUGUGAUAAAGGUUCUUCACCAGUGAGAAACGAAAACAGCGGUGUCGUAGCUAGCGAUCUCGAUGGAAAACUGGACAACGGCGAACGUAACUCGGCUGGAAAUAAAUCAUUGUCAACCCAAGAUGGAGACGUGCCUCAAAAUAUGGAACAGACUCUCGAUUCAGUGGCCGUCAAUAUGAAGCAAACCUCGUCUGAAGUUUCGUUUGACAUGCCAAGUGAUUUGGGGAGUAAUGAAGAUUCCAAGACGCAGUGUUCUAGCUCAGAGAAUCUAGAGUGUAACGGACAAACAUUGAUCGUACCAAAUGCCUCAAGCCUCGCUCAAACUAACAACUGUGCUUCUGAAAUUCUGCAAGUUUCUACAGAACACAUUUCAACUGAUAAAUUACCAGAUGCGUCCCAAAGCAAUGAACACAAAUCUGGUUUUCCUUUACCCCUUAAUGCAUCAUUGGUAGACAGUGUCACAACUUCACCCUAUUUUAUAAGAUCAGCUAAAAAGGCUCGCCUGUCAAAUCCUGUAACACAUGAAGAUACAGCAGCUCAAAGUACAACUUGUUCUUUUGUCACGCCAGGAACGCCUACCACUAGUUUUCUUGCAAAUUCCACAAAAUCUGUAACAACAUUUGCUAUUGCAAUGCCUGAAAGCAUUAAACCAGCAGCGACAAUUUCAGCCCGAGCUGUAGCACAAGAUGUCUCAAAAAUCACUGCUGUUACUUGUGCAAGAACAUCAUCCAACAGUAGCCUUUCAAAUUCCUCAAAACCUAUAACAACAUUUGCUAUUUCACUGCAUGAAAGCAAUGAAGCAGCUGCGACAGUUUUAGCUCCAACUGGAGCAUCAGAUGUCUCGCAAACCACUGCCACCACUCAUGUUGUGACUCCUCAAAUGUUGGCGCAAGCUCUUGCUAUGUGCACCUUGCCAAUGAAUACUUCAGCAACCAGCACUAUGGCAGGGAAUUCUAGUACACCAUUGGCUAUUCCAAGUUUGGCUAACAAAGUAGAGGAUCUGGAACCAACUUCAAUAUCAAGUAACAUGGCAACCAUCUCAAGCCCAUCUUUUCCAAGUACCAUUACAAGUAAUUCUACAGCUUUGGUUGCAAUUCCAGUCCCAACGACAAAGUUAGAUCCUGAAAUUUCAAAUGGGUCUUCAUCUUCAGUAUCAAAUAAUGUGGCAACCAUCUCAAGCUCAUCUUUUCCAAGUACAAACAAUUCUAAAGCUUUGGUUGCAAUUCCUGUACCAAUGACAAAGUUAGAUCCCGAAGUUCCAAUCGCAUCUUCAAAUGUUACCGCAGAUGUUACACAAACAACAGUUGCUGCCAAACUUUGUACAGAUAAUGCUGCAUUAGAAUCACUGCCAAUUGCAAACAGUUCUACUGCCCAUCCUGAUAUUCCAGCUAUUUUUCCAGACUUCACUUCAUGCAGCAAAUGUAACUCUAUUCUUGUUUGCUCCUGUCCUGGUCCUUCCAGCACUGGAGAAGGUAGUGGAGCUGUUCCUAAAUGUACAACUUGCCAAGCUAGUUGUCAAGGUGACUACACAUGUAAUGGAAUGAAAGCAAACCAAGUGAAUGAUGUAAAUCCCUCUGAACAAGAUGUGAAGCCUCAGAUUUUUCCUGUUGUGCCACUGAAUGUCUUAGACCAACUCUUUGAUGGCCUGGUUGAAUAUGACAAGGUAGCAAAAGCUGAGCAACCCGAGGCCAUUACCACAAGGCUGUUCCCUUACCAGCUGCAAGCUGUAAACUGGAUGAUAACAAGAGAAAACAAUACUGAUCUAGCUGCAUUCUGGACACAAGUCAACAAGAACACAUGGUUUAACAAGGGAACAAACUGGUCCACUGACAGAAAGCCUAACUCUCCCAAAGGUGGCAUACUAGCAGAUGAUAUGGGGCUUGGAAAGACUCUUACUGUUAUCACCCUGAUUAUGGCCAAUCACCUUAAUGGAAAGCCAAUGUUCUCUAGGCGAUCAUCAACUAAGAGAGGAGCAUCAACUUUAGGCCAAGAUGGAGAAUGUAAAUCUGAGCCUGCAGAGAAGAUGCCACGUAAAGAUAGCGAAAAUGGUGACAACGAUGGCGAUGUUGAAAUGGAUAACAAAGAAGUAGUGAAGGCAGUAACUAUUAAGAAAAGAAAAGAGGUUGGAGACAAAAAGAAAAGGUUGGCAGACAGUAAAGCUUUAAAACAGCCAGGUUUUAGAUUCAGGCAAAUGUAUCUCUCCAAGUUCUCCAGCAAAGCAAUAAAAAAGGAGAAAUUCAAAGAGGAGAAAGAAGUUCCCAAACCUAAAAAAUCACCAUCGCCAAUUAGCAUUGAUACUGAUGAUAACGUUGACAUGGCUACACCAUGGCUGUCUGCUGGCAAACGCAGUGUUAGUGCAAAUGGAACUAACAGCAACAAAUCUCAAUCAGAUGACGAGCACGGUGCUACAUUGAUUGUGUGCCCACUGUCUGUGCUUAGUAACUGGACAGACCAGAUAUGCAGCCAUGUUCACCCAGAUGUCAGUCUGCAAGUUUACAUGUAUUAUGGAGCAGAGCGAUUGAGAGAUGUGAAAUUUCUUAGACAACAGGACAUUGUACUGACAACAUAUCCUACACUGACUAAUGACUACAGCAGGAAUGACUCUCCACUUCACAAGAUUAAAUGGCUGCGCAUUAUCCUAGAUGAGGGUCACACUAUAAGAAAUCCACAGACUCGUCUGACCAAAGCUAUGAUUGAUCUAGCAGCAGAGCGUCGAUGGGUCCUGACAGGGACACCAAUACAAAACAGGCUGGAUGACCUGUGGUCCGUGUGCAAAUUUCUUCGCAUAGAACCAUUUGAUGACAAGGGCUGGUGGAAUUCUGCACUGGCCUCAAGUGUGAGAAGAGGAGAUGAACAAGGCGUCAAUCGUUUACAAAAACUUCUCAAGCACAUUUCAAUCAGAAGACUCAAGACAGAUCAGGACGAGGGAAAACCACUUGUAAAGCUGCCGCCUCGUACAGUGGUCAUUCAAGAGGUUGAGUUGUCUGACAAGGAGCGGAAAUUAUACGAUGCCAUGCAGAACCAUGGCCAACUGAUCAUACGAAGAUAUCUUCAAGAUGGAACAGUCCUAGCGAAGUACGCGCACUGUUUUGUCAUUUUAAUGCGUCUCCGCCAGUUGUGUUUACAUCCCCAGCUCUGCGCUAAAGAAUGCGAAUCACUACAACAUGCACAGAAUCUUUUACAAGGUAACUAGGGUAGGCACGGGCCUAACACUGUACAGAUGACACU
Molecule: messenger RNA, 3491 nt
Organism: Orbicella faveolata
Lineage: Eukaryota; Metazoa; Cnidaria; Anthozoa; Scleractinia; Merulinidae
Product: DNA-dependent ATPase/E3 ubiquitin-protein ligase HLTF-like
Source: RefSeq, a predicted model, not a curated record